Messenger RNA from Diospyros lotus (date-plum), 2328 nucleotides. Its product is annotated as calcium-dependent protein kinase 13. Lineage: Eukaryota; Viridiplantae; Streptophyta; Magnoliopsida; Ericales; Ebenaceae. Gene Ontology annotation, molecular function: calmodulin binding; calcium/calmodulin-dependent protein kinase activity; calcium-dependent protein serine/threonine kinase activity. Gene Ontology annotation, cellular component: nucleus; cytoplasm. Gene Ontology annotation, biological process: protein autophosphorylation; peptidyl-serine phosphorylation; intracellular signal transduction. The record is from RefSeq and is a predicted model, not a curated record. The transcript has 7 exons. Bases 376 to 1974 code for a protein of 532 amino acids.
AGCUCACAGCGGCCGAAAAGAAAGAAGAAUAUCCAUACUACUCAUCUCUCUCUCUCCCUCGCAGAUAUAUGUACAUAUAUAUUUCAAUUUUUCACUAUAAAAUAUUUAAAAGCACUCUGCAAAAGCAUCUGUGCCGUUACCGUACUCCUCACUUAUUGCUUACCCCCCCCCCCCCCCCCUCUCUACAAAUCCCAUUCCUGUUUGGCGUUUGAUCCCAAAGCAAGGAAAAGCAAAGCUUAGCUCCUUACUACCGCACUUCACUCUCUCUCUCUCUAGGAUUGGGGCAUUACUGAAAGAGUUCUAUUCAUUAUAUCAUGUGAAACCCUAGCUAGGCCUACGUUAGGGUUUUGCGAGAUUCGGUUUUGACUCGAAUCGAUGGGCAACUGCUGCAGAUCUCCUGCGGCCGUCGCCAGGGAGGAUGUGAAGUCGUCCAACUUCUCCGGCCACGGCGACGGCCGGAAGGACCGCUCUGGCACUGGUGCUGGCGCUGGGAAGAAGGCGAUCACUGUGCUGGCGGACGUCUCCAAGGAGAACAUUGAGGAGAAGUAUAUGGUGGAUAGGGAGCUAGGUCGGGGGGAGUUCGGGGUUACUUACUUGUGUAUUGACCGGGGAACCAGGGAGUUGCUGGCCUGCAAGUCGAUUUCGAAGCGGAAGCUCCGGACGGCGGUGGAUGUGGAGGAUGUGCGCAGGGAGGUGGCGAUCAUGAAGCACUUGCCGAAGAACUCGAGCAUCGUGAGCUUGAAGGAGGCCUGCGAGGACGAUAAUGCGGUGCAUUUGGUGAUGGAGCUGUGCGAGGGCGGCGAGCUGUUCGAUCGGAUUGUUGCGCGUGGGCAUUACACGGAGAGGGCCGCGGCGGCAGUUACGAGGACGAUUGUGGAGGUUGUGCAGCUCUGUCACAAACAUGGAGUCAUCCACAGGGAUUUGAAGCCGGAGAACUUUUUGUUUGCUAAUAAGAAGGAGAAUUCGCCAUUAAAGGCCAUUGAUUUUGGCUUGUCAAUCUUCUUUAAGCCCGGUGAAAGAUUCUCUGAAAUUGUUGGAAGCCCAUAUUACAUGGCUCCAGAGGUGCUCAAGAGGAGUUAUGGACCAGAAAUAGAUAUAUGGAGCGCAGGAGUAAUACUAUAUAUUUUAUUGUGUGGGGUUCCUCCAUUUUGGGCUGAGUCUGAACAAGGGGUUGCACAGGCCAUUCUUCGUGGGGUAAUAGAUUUCAAAAGAGAACCAUGGCCGAAUAUUUCAGAAAGUGCUAAAAAUCUGGUCCGUCAAAUGUUGGAGCCUGAUCCAAAACUUCGCCUGACUGCAAAGCAAGUCCUUGAGCAUCCUUGGCUUCAAAAUGCCAAAAAAGCUCCAAAUAUUCCUCUUGGUGAUGUUGUGAAAUCAAGAUUAAAGCAGUUCUCAAUGAUGAAUAGGUUCAAGAGAAAGGCCCUUAGGGUCAUUGCUGAUUUUUUAUCCGUGGAAGAAGUAGAGGACAUAAAGGAAAUGUUCAGAAAGAUGGACACUGAUAAUGAUGGUAUUGUUUCUAUUGAAGAAUUGAAGGGUGGUCUUCAAAAGUUUGGUUCACAACUUACAGAGUCUGAAGUACAAAUGCUUAUUGAGGCUGUAGAGACAAAUGGAAAAGGGACCCUGGACUCUGGAGAAUUUAUUGCUAUUUCUCUCCAUCUUCAAAGAAUGGCUAAUGAUGAACAUCUUCGCAAGGCUUUCUCGUACUUUGAUAAGGAUGGUAAUGGUUACAUUGAGCCAGAUGAGCUUCAGGAUGCCUUGAUGGAAGAUGGAGCAGAUGAUUGUACAGAUGUAGCAAAUGACAUCUUCCACGAGGUUGACACAGACAAGGAUGGAAAAAUCAGCUACGAGGAGUUUGCAGCUAUGAUGAAAACGGGAACAGAUUGGAGAAAGGCUUCUAGACAUUACUCGAGAGGGAGAUUCAACAGUCUAAGUGUGAAGUUGAUGAAGGAUGGUUCUCUAAAUCUCGGGAAUGAAUAGAACUGUGCUCGGUCAGUUUUCAUACAUACAACAAAGUACCAAAAUGAUUCCCCUAUAUAUUGGACUUCUUCUUUUUGUGAUUAUUUGUGGGAUUUUAUUGAUUUGAUGGGGCCCCAUUGAUUACUGGCUUGCAAGGACCAUGGAGGGGUAAGUACAUAUAAUCUACCUCUUCAAAAUGUUAAACAAGUAAAAUACCCUUCCUUGUAGCCAUAAUGCGUCUUGUAUGAUUCUAUUCUCUUUAGUGCUUCAACCUUCAGCUCUAAUUGUUGGUUGACGAUCUGAUAUUGAACACCAUAAUGCUGUAGCAUAUUCUUCUUGGAGAAAUAUGAAAGUCUUGUAUUAGAUUUGUGUAAA